Rhagoletis zephyria (snowberry fruit fly) is the source of this 2220-nucleotide messenger RNA. RefSeq lists its product as uncharacterized. The record is from RefSeq and is a predicted model, not a curated record. Lineage: Eukaryota; Metazoa; Arthropoda; Insecta; Diptera; Tephritidae.
ACAAGCAAUCAGCUGUUCACAUGCUAUCACCAUGUUAUGAAUUCGCCUUGGUUGUGGUAAAUAUUUACCGCUAUUUUGAAGGCAGAACUGAGUACUUCUCUGCCUUUAUUUUCUUUCUGAAUUGAUUCAAGCAGUUUACUUUUUUUGUGCUCUCUGAUCAUAAACAAUUAACAUUUUUAAACAGUGGAAAAAAAUGAGUUUCAAGAAAAGUUCUAAUGCAAUUUCAAGAAAUUCGCAACGAUGGGAAAACUCUUUGAUUCGCUUCGAGAAAAACAAAAAUAGACGGCAAGAAAUAAAACAGGUUGAUAAAAAUUUGAACGCAUUUUGCAGAAUACCUAAGAAGACUGUUAUAAUAGGUAGAUAUAACUCAUUGGCAAACGUCGAAAAAAGUAAAAAAGCAAGAUUUAAAAUUAUUGCCGACGAAUUGCUGGAUUUAUGGACAAAAUUAAACUUUCCCAGUAUAGCUAAAACUUCAAUUGAAAGAAAAGUAGAAAAUCUCUUAAAAAAUUAUUCGAAGUUUUUAAAGCGACCUAAUGGAAAAGUUUUUGUAGUUUUUGGACAAUUGUUUGAUAUAACCAAUCCAAAUGGCAUUUGGCUGAGUGUUGAGGACAAAAAGUUGUAUGCACUUCAACAAAAUUCCAAUGGAGAUGUUGGAUACACCACUGAAAAGAAAACAAAUAUUCAUCCAUCAAAAAUUUCUUUACUUAAACCAGUCACCGUACAAAAGAAAAGUGUUAUAAAUGCAAGUGAAUCUGAUACAACAAUAUCGUCCCUGGAAGGAGAUAAUGAAUUGUAUCACCCUGAAACACCUACAAAAAGACUUAGAAAAGUCAAGUGUCAAACAAAGAUCGCAGUAGACAUGAUAGAGAAAACAAGUUUGAGUAGCAAAAAAACAACUAAAGUAUGUGAAAUAUUAGUGAAAUCAGGCAUUGAUAUUCCUGCACCCUCACAAUCUGCCGUAUAUAAAGCCUCAAUGAAAUCAGCCGAGCGAUUGGAAGCAAAAUAUAUGACAACGUUACAAAAAGAGAAUUGGUGUCUUCAUUUUGACGGCAAAAAAUUUGGAAAAAAGGAAGCGCAGGUAGUGGUAUUGUCAAAUGAAACUAAAGAAGUGCGAGUAGCGGUAAUUGUGCUUGAGAAUGGGAAAAGUGUCACAAUAUUUGAAGGCAUAAAGGAAAUUCUAGACCGAUUUUAUUUGUGGAACUCAAUUAAAAUGAUUGUAUGUGAUACAACAAAUGUGAAUACCGGGAAAAAAAAUGGAAUUGUUCAUUAUCUACAAUCAUGCUUUGAAGAAAAAUGUUUGACACCGCCACAAUAUGUUGGUUGCCAACACCAUGUUUUGGAUUUAAUUCUGAAGCAUGUAAUGAAUGAAUUACUUGUCGCAAAAGCAAUAUCACCACAUAUUCCCUACGAAAUAUUUUCAGAUUUAAUAACUGAUUUUCAAAAUCUGAAACAAAACUUCAAACAAAGCGGCGAAAAAAUGAAAAUUCCUAAUAUCAAAUGGCGCGAUGACAUGCAGUAUUUGUAUGAACUUGGACAAUACUUUAAGUAUUAUCAAAAACAUAACGUUUUUCCAUACAUUAACUUUCGAGUUUUACCAUCGCUCAGUAACGCCCGUUGGAACUCCAGAGCUAUUCUUGCAUUGCUCACAUUUAUACUCCUUCCCAAUCACAGAGCAAAACUUUUACAAGUUUGUCAAUUUAUAUGCAGUGCUUGGUACGAAGUAUGGUUUUCCGACCAACGUUUUCGCAACAAUAAUUUUGAAUGCUUGGAAGAAUCUGUGAAGCCGUUCAAAACUGCCCAUCAAUGUUUAAAAAAACACUGGGUGAAGGAAGAUUCAGCCAUUCCAAAUUUAAAACGGUCUAAUAUAUGUGCCGAACGAGCCAUUAAAGAAGUGAAAGAUUUAUAUUCAUUUUGUAAAAAUGAAAGAACCUUAAAUUUGAAAUUUAUUUCUUCUAAUGUCAAAUUAAAUAACUAAUAAAUUAAAUAAUUAAUAAGUAUAACAAAACAAAUGCAAACGAAAACAAAUAGCAAAGCGGUCAACACCAAUACAUAUAUGGCCAAUGUAUUUGUACAUGUUUGUGUGUAUAUGCGCAUAUAAAUUUUAAAAUCGUUUGGUGCGUGUACUUUUUUGAAUAAAAAAAAAACUAAAAACGCAGUUAUCAUUUUUUUAAUGUUUCUCAUCGUGUACGGGCAUGUAAAACAUAGGUUACAAAAAUAGAA